ACCGGAACCGGCCCGGUGGGCGGGGCUUUGGGGGAGGCCUCGAAAGGAGAGCGGAGGAUCGCUGAGCCUUGCACUGCCGGGAAGCGGCCAAGUGAGUGGCAGGAGCGAAGCCGGCCACAUGGUUGUGUUUAGAUUAACCGUCGUUCGGCAUGGAGAAACAAGAUACAACAAAGAGAAGAUACUACAAGGACAGGGUAUUGAUAUGCCCCUCUCCGAGACAGGCUUCAGACAAGCCAAUGCUGCUGGUGUAUAUCUCAGUAAUGUAAAAUUUACUCAUGUGUUCUCAAGUGAUCUGCUUCGUGCAAAGCAGACAACUGACUCAAUUCUUAGAAACAGUCAAUUCUGCAAAGAGAUUGCUGUAAAAUAUGAUGAAAGACUUCGGGAACGAAAAUAUGGAAUUGCAGAAGGAAGGCCUCUGAGUGAUCUCAAGGCCUUGGCAAAAGCUGCUGGGGAACAAUGUCCAUCUUUUACACCUCCUGGGGGAGAAACACUAGAUGAAGUGAAAGCACGUGCUCAUGAUUUUUUUGAACACCUUUGCAACCUCAUUGCCUGUGAAGUAUGUUCAGAAAAGCAAAUUUCUGCAAGCAAAGAAAGAAAAGGCCCGGAUGUGGCAAAAGGACAUUCUACCACGUUGUUAGCAAAAGAUGGUGGUGGAUUACUGUUUCAUUCUGAUUCUAAUGGUGCUCCUGAAGUACUGGAUGCCGAUGUAUUGGUUGUAAGUCAUGGGGCGUAUAUGAAAACCUGGAUUGGCUAUUUGGUCUCAGACUUAGACUGCCCUCUGCCAGCCAGUUUGACAAAAACUGAACUGUCUUCUGUUAGUCCCAAUACUGGAAUUAGUCAGUUUAUUAUAACAUUAGACAUGAAAAAUAAAAUUAAGCCUAAAAUUCACUGCAUUUGUCUUAAUAGAGACAAUCAUUUGGGUGGCAUAACAGCUGAAAGCGUGUCAUUAAAACAUUAAAAGUGCCAAGGGUGUUUAUGCAGUGUAAAGAAGUAUAUUUUAUUUUUAAUUAUUGAAGUCUUAUGACCUGAUUUGCUCAGAGAGAAAAAAUGGACUGAAAUAACAAUUUGUUUGGAAAGUUGAUCUUUCAGCAGUUCAUUGUUGGUAAAUGUCAUACAAUAUAGUAGAAAUAAUAAUGAGUUGCUUACAUCUAUAGACAACUAAAAUUAUCCUGGCUGUGCAAUCAGUACUAUGGUAUUAAUUGUAGUAUUACAUUGAUGUACAG
Pogona vitticeps (central bearded dragon) is the source of this 1223-nucleotide messenger RNA. RefSeq names its product TP53 induced glycolysis regulatory phosphatase (gene TIGAR). Gene Ontology annotation, molecular function: fructose-2,6-bisphosphate 2-phosphatase activity. Gene Ontology annotation, biological process: negative regulation of glycolytic process; regulation of pentose-phosphate shunt. NCBI's taxonomy places the organism in Eukaryota, Metazoa, Chordata, Lepidosauria, Squamata, Agamidae. Gene Ontology annotation, cellular component: cytosol. The record is from RefSeq and is a predicted model, not a curated record.